AUGGAGUAUGCGGACGAAAGAGUCCUCACAGCUCUACGAGCUCUAAAAUGUCCAGGUGGCAUCGCACUCUCGCUCUUCGGGUACCAACAACCUACUUUACGCUGGCAAUUUGACAAGAACUCCCAUGACCCAACAACAGGACACGGCGUUUCCACUUGCAGCGUCCUAACUGAGGAACUCAUGGCGAUACAAAUAUCGUGUUUGUGCAAUACCGCAUCCCAAACCGUGGCACAUAGGCAACGAGUUCUGAAUCUUUGCCACGCACCACCUGUCAUUUGA
Paracoccidioides brasiliensis Pb18 is the source of this 279-nucleotide messenger RNA. RefSeq lists its product as uncharacterized. The record is from RefSeq and is a predicted model, not a curated record. The coding region runs from base 1 to 279 and encodes 92 amino acids. The transcript has 2 exons.